CAACAACAGCAACAACAACAACAACAACAACCACAACAACAACAACCACAACAACAACAACACGGAUCAAUACCAAAGAUGGAGGCAAAAUUCUUGGCUAGCGCUCUUUCAUUCCUCUCGAUAUUUUUAGCGGUUCAUGCUCAAUCAUUUGGGCCAGAUUCCUUGGUGCCAAAUUAUGACCAUGUGGAGCGUCAAAUGAGAUUUUACGAUAUCCGAACGCCGCUUGUGCUCAGCUGCAAUGUGAAAAAUGUGGAGUCCGACGAUCCACUCAUAUGGAAAAAGGAUGGCGUCAACGUGACGGACGUGCUAAGUCUGAGAGGUCGCUUCAAACUGAUCCAUCCCGAAAGAAAGUUCAUAAUUGACAGAGCGGAACCUCACGACGACGGCCUCUAUACUUGUGAGUUCAAGGGCGUGUCCAGAGAUAUUCACGUGAUCGCUCGCGUGGUCGUACGAGUGCCUUCAAAUACUGGUGUUGUCGAGGGUGAGAAAAUGAUGAUCCCCUGCACAGUUGUCGGUAGCAAUCCCCGAUUGUCAUGGAGCUUUGGCAAUUACACAAAUAUAACAAACAGCACAGAUCGUUAUAUACUAAAAUCGGAUGAUAAUAAAAUUGAGAACGCAAUUUUAAUGAUCGAGAACGUGACCCUGGACGACAGAGGCGAGUUCAAGUGCCACGGACGCAACGAGGCCAAUGACUAUGGCAAUAGCACCGUUGCCACCGAUUUUACGACCGUUCGUGUUAAGGGCAAAUUCGCCGCCUUGUGGCCUUUCCUGGGCAUCUGCGCCGAGGUCCUGAUUCUCUGCCUGAUCAUUCUCAUCUACGAGAAGCGACGCAACAAGAGCGAGCUGGAGGAGAGUGAUACUGAUCCACAAGAACAGUAAGUUGCCAACAACAACGACAACGACAACAACAACAACAACACAAGAAAUCAACAACAACAACAACAAGCAGU
Molecule: messenger RNA, 950 nt
Organism: Drosophila novamexicana
Lineage: Eukaryota; Metazoa; Arthropoda; Insecta; Diptera; Drosophilidae
Gene: Bsg
Product: neuroplastin
Exons: 6
Coding region: 79-879 (266 amino acids)
Biological process (GO): homophilic cell-cell adhesion; axon guidance; dendrite self-avoidance
Cellular component (GO): axon; plasma membrane
Molecular function (GO): cell-cell adhesion mediator activity
Source: RefSeq, a predicted model, not a curated record